Molecule: messenger RNA, 1527 nt
Organism: Microsporum canis CBS 113480
Lineage: Eukaryota; Fungi; Ascomycota; Eurotiomycetes; Onygenales; Arthrodermataceae
Product: peptidase M28
Exons: 4
Coding region: 1-1527 (508 amino acids)
Biological process (GO): proteolysis
Molecular function (GO): metalloexopeptidase activity; protein binding
Source: RefSeq, a predicted model, not a curated record
AUGGCCCGGCCAGCUGCAGGGCCUGGUGGUAUCUCGAAGUUCGGUAAUGAUUUCGGUUUACAGCGGUGGAGGAAUACGCCACGUUACGACCAGACACAGCCGUUAGAAGGCUCAGUCUGUGGUUACGGAUUGUCAAAUCCAUUUCACGAAUCCUUAUUCUCCUGCCCCGCAGCUUCGUGGCCUCAAGCCAAGCUAGGACGCCCUAAUACACCUCAGGAGCCCUCGAAAGAUCUCAAGAGAAUUUUGUCCCAAAUUUCACCCAAAAGGAUCGAGGCUACUAUUAGAAAAUUGGUCUCCUUUGGCACUCGACACACUCUUUCUACUCAGACUAAUGCAACACACGGCAUUGGGGCCGCAAGGGAUUGGAUUGCAUCUGAGUUUCAGCGAUAUGCAGAUGCAAGUGAUGGCAGACUGACCGUCAAGGUAAUAGGCUAUGAGCAGCAGCCAGAUGGAAGCCGUGUGCUAUUUCCCGUCCGAAUCAGCGACGUGGUUGCCACACUCAAGGGAAGUGAGGACCCGGAAAGAGUCUACGUUGUUUCCGGUCAUUAUGAUUCAAGAGCUAGUGAUCCACUUGAUUAUAAGACUGAUGCUCCUGGUGCGAAUGAUGAUGCUUCUGGAGUUGCUGUCUCACUUGAGAUUGCCCGUGUGAUGUCACAGCGCAAUCUCCCACGGCCAAAGGCAACGAUAGUUUUUGCCGCUGUGGCGGGAGAAGAACAGGGCCUUCUUGGCUCUAACUUCCUCGCCCAGACGUACCGCAAUAGCUCUACCAAUGUAGAAGGGAUGUUUACAAAUGAUAUCAUCGGUUCAUCCACUGCUGAUGACGGCACGAAGGAACCGCAUGUCAUCCGACUUUUUGCUCAGGGAGUACCUCCUCUUAACGUUGAAAACCAAGCAAUGAGAGAGAAGCGUCUUAUGAUUGGCGGUGAGAAUGAUACGCCUGCCCGCCAACUAGCACGCUUCGUCAAAGAAACUGCCGAAAACAAGUAUACCGACAUGCAAGUCUCGGUUAUCUAUAGGCUUGAUCGGUACCUACGUGGUGGUGACCACCGCCCAUUCCUAGAGGCAGGAUACCCAGCAGCACGCUUCACAGAGCCAAACGAGAAUUAUGCACACCAGCAUCAGAAUAUUCGUAUUGAGAAAGAUCCUAAAACGGGCAAGGAUAUACAGUAUGGAGAUUUGCCUGAAUUCUGUGACUUUGACUUUAUUUCCAGGGUUGGCAAAGUCAAUGCGGCAGCACUCUGGAAUCUGGCAAUGUCCCCCGGUAUGCCGCGCAAUGUUCGUGUUGACACCAGCGACCUUUCUAAUGAUAGUAAGUUCACCUGGGAUCCUCCGGCGGGUGGUAAUGCAGGCGUUGGUGGCUAUGAGAUUGUCUGGCGCAGCACAAUUGCGCCUUUCUGGACCAAUGUGAUGGAUGUAGGGAUGGUACAGGCGGCCACAAUAGAUCUCAGUAAGGAUAAUGUCAUCUUUGGUAUCCGGGCCCGCGGCAAAAACGGCGAGAGAGGCGUUGCAGUUCUCCCGUUCCCCUGA